AUGAGUGUAUGUACCUUAAGUGUACCAGUUUCCUCACUCUCUCCUGGCAGAAGAUGUAGCACUUUUAGUGGUGCUGGGAUUCUGGGAUGUGUUCCUAUUACGUCUAAUACAGAUGAAGAUGUGGUAGAGGGAAAGAUGGUGGCAGAAGGACUGGAUAAAGAGGCAAAAUUGCCCGCGAAAAAGAAAAGAAAGAAGGGUUUGCGAAUUAAGGGGAAAAGACGACGAAAGAAACUGAUCCUUGCAAAAAAGUUUAGUAAGGAUUUGGUAUCUGGGAGGCCAGUUGCAGAUGCCCCUGCUUUGUUGGCUUCCAAUGCCCCUGAGCAGGAUGAAGAAAGUCUUUUUGAGAGCAAUAUAGAAAAACAGAUCUAUUUACCUAGUACUAGAGCCAAGACCUCCAUCGUGUGGCACUUCUUUCAUGUUGACCCCCAGUACACCUGGCGGGCUAUUUGUAACCUCUGUGAAAAAAGUGUUAGCAGGGGUAAACCAGGUAGCCAUCUUGGGACAUCUACUCUUCAGCGACAUCUGCAGGCAAGGCAUUCACCUCACUGGACCAGGGCAAACAAAUUUGGAGUUACUAGUGGGGAGGAGGAUUUUACUUUGGAUGUACCUUUAUCUCCCUCUUCCGCGGGAAGCAGUGGAAGCUUUGAAUAUAUCCCUACUGAUCCAUUGGAUAAUAAUGGAAUGGGAAAGAAACGUGAUAAAUCAGUAUCUGAUGCCCUGAAGGCAGAAAGAGGGAGAUUUCUCAUCAAAAGUAACAUUGUCAAGCAUGCCUUAAUUCCUGGAACAAGAGCCAAGACAUCUGCAGUUUGGAAUUUUUUCUAUACUGAUCCUCAGCACAUCUCAAGAGCUGUCUGUAAUAUAUGUAAAAGAAGUGUGAGCCGGGGUAGGCCGGGUUCUCACUUAGGAACUUCGACACUUCAACGACACCUGCAGGCCACACAUCCCAUCCAUUGGGCAGUUGCCAACAAAGACAGUGGUGCAGUUGGAAAUGGAUUAGAUGAAGCUGAGACUGAGAGAAAUGAUCUCUUGAGUGAUACUUUGCCUGGAGAGAAGUCUACAGGCAGCCAGGAUGUAACAACUGAGGACCUUAGUGACUCUGAUUCAGAUGAACCUCCUGUAUUAGAGGUUGAAAAUAGAAGAUCUGAGAGUCCUAUUCCUGUUGCAGAGCAAGACACUCUAAUGCAUGCACAGGAACAAGAAACAACAUAUUGUGAAAAUUCAACCUCAAGUCAAAUAAGUCAAGCAAUUAUUCAAAUGAUUGUGGAAGAUAUGCAUCCUUACAACUAUUUCUCAACUCCAGCCUUUCAGAGGUUCAUGCAGAUUGUGGCCCCUGACUAUAGGUUACCAUCUGAAACUUACUUUUUCACUAAGGCUGUGCCUCAAUUAUAUGAUUGGGUCAGAGAAAAAAUUUUCUUAACUUUGGAGAAUGUUCAAAGCCAAAAGAUCCACCUGACUGUGGACAUAUGGACCCAUGACCCAUCCACUGACUAUUUCAUUGUGACUGUACACUGGGUCUCUUUGCAAACUACACCUUCUUCCAGUAAUGGCAGGAUCCCCAAUUUUAGAAAGUGGGCAGUUCUCUGUGUAACAGGUUUGGCCAAAGACUGUUUGAUAACCAACAUUUUACAAGAAUUAAGUGACCAGAUUGGUCUGUGGCUUUCUCCUAAUUUCCUCAUCCCUAGCUUCAUCGUUUCUGACAAUUCUUCUAAUGUAGUACAUGCAAUCAAAGAUGGUGGUUUUACCCAUGUGCCAUGCUUUCUGCAUUGUUUAAAUACAGUCAUUCAAGACUUUUUCUGUGAGCACAAAAGCAUUGAGAACAUGUUAGUGGCUGCUAGGAAAACCUGUCAUCAUUUUAGUCAUUCAGUCAAGGCCCGUCAGAUACUACAAGAAUUCCAAAAUGAUCACCAACUUCCAUGGAAAAAUUUGAAGCAGGAUGAAGCUGGCCAUUGGAUUUCUACCUUUUAUAUGUUAAAAUGGCUCUUGGAGCAUUGUUACUCAGUUCACCAUAGUCUUGGUAGAGCCAGUGGAGUUGUGCUCACCUCCCUUCAGUGGACUCUAAUGACGUAUGUUUGUGAUAUUCUUAAACCAUUUGAGGAGGCCACCCAGAAAGUGAGUGUGAAGACCACAGGAUUGAAUCAGGUGCUACCCCUAAUCUAUCAUCUACUCCUUUCCCUGCAGAAACUCAGAGAAGAUUUUCAAGUUAGAGGUAUUACUCAGGCCCUCAAUCUGGUAGACAGUUUAUCUCUGAAACUUGAAACUGAUACCCUAUUAAGUGCCAUGCUCAAAUCCAAGCCCUGUAUCUUGGCUGCCUUGUUAGACCCUUGCUUUAAAAACAGUUUGGAAGACUUUUUCCCUCAAGGUGCACAUUUGGAAACUUACAAGCAGAUCCUUGCAGAAGAAGUUUGUAACUAUAUGGAAUCUUCAUCAGAGGUCUGCCAUAUUGCAACUUCAGAAGCUUCUGGUUCCUCAGCCAUAGUAGGAGCUGAUUCAUUUACCUCAUCUAUAAGAGAAGGCACCUCCAGUUCAGGGUCUGUUGAUAGUUCAGCUGCAGAUAAUGUUGCCAUUGGAGGCAAAAGCUUCAUGUUUCCUUCUGCUAUGGCAGUAGUGGAUGAAUACUUCAAAGAGAAGUAUUCAGAGACCUCAGGAGGUGAUGACCCUUUGAUUUACUGGCAGAAGAAGGUGAGCGUAUGGCCAGCUUUGACCCAAGUUGCCAUUCAGUAUCUGAGCUGCCCCAUGUGUAGUUGGCAGUCUGAAUGUAUCUUUACUGCAAAUAGCCACUUUCAUCCAAAGCAGAUCAUGAGCCUGGACUUUGACAAUAUAGAACAGCUGAUGUUUCUGAAAAUGAACUUGAAAAAUGUUAACUAUGAUUAUUCUUCAUUGGUUCUGAGCUGGGAUCCUGAGAAUGAAGUUAUUCAAAGCAAUGAAAAAGAAAUAUUAUCUUAAUUUCUUUUUCCUUUCUCCAUUUAAAAUGGGCAACUUAUUGCUAUGUUACUGUGUCCUAAUUGCUAUAAUUGUUGUAUACAGUUAUACUAAUUAUUCUUUAUGCACAAUCUGGGGAAACCUGAAAACACAGAAAGGGCUGAAAAUUCCUCAGGGGUAAUAUAAUGUUGACAAAGUGAAGAUUAAAGAUUUCAUAGUAGUAACUCAGUGUAGCUGUCACUUGAAAUUUUGUUUAUACCAAUUGAGAGAAAAAAAGACUUUUUUAAUUAAAAAAAUAUAGUGCAGCAUUGAAAAGCCUUAAGCUAUUUCUGGCUGGUAGAUUGAACUAGUAAUUGGUUUUAAGUAAAAAUUUCUCUCAACCUGGGAGGUUUGAUUGCUCUGAAACCAAUGAAAUAGAGAAAAAGCAUACUAAACUGGUAUCUCUCCCCAUCACCACCAUUUUUCUAUUUCUUUAAAAACCCUGAUUCAUACUUACAGCUUGGCAAAAACAAAGUUCACAAAAUUGUUUUAUAUUUAGGAAUUCCUAAUUGCCUCCUCAUACUGGUCAGCGUUAUAAUUUCAACUUACUGAGUGUGAUAGAGUUGCCCUUUAUAUUUCAGAUUGGGUCUAUAUAGAGAGGAAACAUUAGAAAACAAUUAGGAAGAAAUUACUUUUAGUCUUUGAAUGCCCUUUUUAACUUUUAUUGUAAAAACAAAGAUUAGCUACUUUUAUAUUAUUUAUGGGUAAAUGACAAAAAGUUUACAGAAUUGAAAAAGAUUGAAUGGAAAUUGGAAUGAAAGCCCCAUGAGUAUACUGUGACAAACCAGUAUCCCUUUCCCACAGAAUGUUUCUCUGAAUUUAAGUGAUCUUAAAUGUCAUUUAAAAAUUAUACUGAAUGAUCCAUAAUACUGUAUUCUUAACUAUGAGAUUAUUUUGGCCUUAAUUCUUAUUUACAAAUAAGCAGUCAAUAUUUUCAUGUGUUAGGAAUCAUUGCCUCACUGGUAAAAUGAGAGAAUUGAUCUCAAUUGAUCUUGUCCCUUUCCACUCUGGAAGUAUGUUUUUGUGAUUGAGUGGGAGGCCAUAAAUGAUGACUUUUAGUAAAAGUCUAUUAAAAGUUUCAGACUGAAUAACUAA
Messenger RNA from Lagenorhynchus albirostris (white-beaked dolphin), 4053 nucleotides. RefSeq names its product zinc finger BED-type containing 6 (gene ZBED6). Lineage: Eukaryota; Metazoa; Chordata; Mammalia; Artiodactyla; Delphinidae. The coding region runs from base 1 to 2943 and encodes 980 amino acids. Gene Ontology annotation, molecular function: DNA binding; protein dimerization activity. The record is from RefSeq and is a predicted model, not a curated record. Gene Ontology annotation, cellular component: nucleus. The transcript has a single exon.